AUGAAUAAAGACAUGAAGGAUACAAAAGAAAGAACGAUGUCUGGCAGUAGUACCACGCUUUACAACAAUGAAUAUAUGGAUGCCUUUAGUUCUAUCAAUGAAAGACCGGUGGAUGAUAUAUCCUUAGAAUUUUUCUAUAAACCUCAUACUAUUACACUUCUGGCGGUGUCAAUUGCGUCAGUAAUUUACACUGCGUUCGUAAGAGAUGAGUCAAGUAUUCAAGACAACAUUUGGUCAGGAAUAUGCUGUGUAGUCUUUUUCUUUUUAAUAGUAUCUGUGCUCACUUUCCCUAAUGGGCCGUUCACUCGGCCUCAUCCUGCUGUCUGGCGAAUAGUUUUUGGCAUGUCAGUACUGUACCUCCUGGCAUUGCUGUUCUUAUUAUUUCAAAGCUAUUCUACAGUUUAUGAGAUAAUGUAUUGGAUUGACCCAAAUCUGAGAAACUUCCACAUUGACAUGGACAAGGAGUAUGCAGUUAACUGCUCUGAUAUAAGCCUAUCUAAAGUAUGGUCUCACGUAGAUGUAUUUGCUUGGGGUCACUUUUUUGGGUGGCUCUUCAAAGCUAUUCUAUUCCGACACGCUGGCUUGCUGUGGGCUAUAUCUAUUAUGUGGGAAAUAACUGAAGUUGCUUUUGCACACCUCUUACCUAACUUUUUAGAGUGUUGGUGGGAUUCGGUAAUUUUAGAUGUUUUGAUGUGCAAUGGCCUAGGUAUAUGGUGUGGACUUAAAUUAUGCAAAGUCUUAGAAAUGAGAGAGUAUAAAUGGGUCAGUAUAAGAGAUAUUUCUUCAACAACUGGAAAAAUUAAGAGGGCCAUACUACAGUUUACACCUGUGACAUGGACACCGGUGCGUUGGUUGGAUCCUACAAGCACAUACAUGAGGUUUUGUGCUUUAAGUCAACUAGUUGUGUUUUGGCAAAUCUCCGAGUUGAAUACAUUUUUCUUAAAACACGUAUUUGAGAUGCCGCCAUCACAUCCACUAGUUAUAGCACGUCUUUGUCUUAUAGGAGUUAUUGUUGCACCAUCUGUAAGGCAGUAUUACACGUAUGUAACAGACCCAAAUUGCAAGCGCGUUGGUACUCAGUGCUGGGUGUAUGGAGCAAUUAUGGUUACUGAGUCAAUGUUGUGCAUCAAGAAUGGCAAGGAACUUUUUGGUCAGGCUCAAGUGUGCAAUGUUAUUGUAUGGCUAGUCAUACAAAUUCUAGUCUCAAUUGCAGUUGUGUACGGUGUAGUACUAUACCAUCGAUAUAUAGAGCCAAAUAGUGAUUCCAACACUGGCAGUCCUAAAAAAAAAGGAGAAUAA
This is a messenger RNA of Arctia plantaginis, 1299 nucleotides long. NCBI's taxonomy places the organism in Eukaryota, Metazoa, Arthropoda, Insecta, Lepidoptera, Erebidae. The record is from the annotation of a GenBank genome assembly.